GUACAGAUUAUCUAUGUGUGUGGCUUCCGCUCUGUAGUGCAGACGCCACAGAAAAUAAAAGCUAUAAAAGGGGGCGCGCCCUCUGCCGGAGCUCAGAAUUUGCUUCUGCCGCGACAGCCCAAGCAGGCCGAGUCGAUUAAGCCAAGCCGGCCAAGUGCAAUGGCGAACAGGGCCAGUGGAUCAAGGUCCGCGACGGCGGCCACUCUCGCGACAACGCUCCUCUUCUCUGCUCUCGUCCUGUACUCCGUGAAGCCGGACACCUGGCGCUUCUUGUUCCCGUGGCAUCCCACGCUCGCAGUUUUGGCGUUCGGCCUGGUCACCCAUCCGGCUGUGCUGUUGGUGCGCCUGGGCCGAACGCGGCUGCACUGGGCGCUGCAGGCGGCGGCCAUAGCGUGUGCCUUGCUCGCCUGUGUGGCCGCCUUCGUCCACAAGGCCGGCUUGAACAAAGCGCACUUCACCACGUGGCACGCGUGGACGGGACUGGCCGCCCUGCUGCUCAGCCUGGUCGAAGGGAUCGUCGGGGUGGCGGCCCUGACGCUGCGCGCGUCCACCGUGGGCAAGCAGUACCCAUGGUUGAAGUAUCGCAUGCUGCGGCGCGUCCACCGUGCGAUGGGCCUGUCGGCGCACGGGUUCGCCACAGCUGCCAUGGUUCUGGGACUGCGCUCGAACUACGGCCGCCAGGCGCUGGCGCAGGCGCUGGGCACGGAGAGCCUAGUGCUGCAGCUCGUCGUUCAGGCGCUGGCAGCUGCGCCAUUCGCCUCCGUCGUGCAACAUCUCUACAGAGGACGCUAAUGCGAUGCCAUAGGGAAAUAAAGUUGAUUAUUUCUUUUCUUCCAUAUAUAAUGACCGCCAACGCAAAAUGGUGGCGUACUCAUUACGGUGCCUAAGUGUCUAAGUGGACGCCAAGUGUGUCAUGUACCUUUGUACCUGCCUCGUCAUUCCUCAAACGCCGCGCAAUAAAGAUUUUGAAAAUCCGUAAUGUACCCGUGUAUGCAAUAUAUACCGCCAUCCCCAGAGCACCCAACUAGGCAUAAGAAAAUUAGAAAGUUCCAAUGUUUUAAUAUAUAUAUUGUCAUAGUAAUUUGCGUACUGUUGCUUUGGUCGGGCUAAUGUGCCCUAUAACUGUCAACAACAAGAUUCCUGACUUAAUUGAAUCCGUUAGGGGGACUAUGAACAUUACACAAUUCAGGAAACAAGUAGUAAAUUGAAUGCGAUUCUGUCUGGGAUGUGCUGAGCUUAUUUAUUGUGUUCAUUGUUUAAUAUGCUCAUUGGUGUUUAAUGUAUUUAAUGUGUUUCAUAUUGCAUUUAAUUAAGCCUGUAUUGCAACCGAUGCUGAUCAGGAUGCAUUUUGUAUUUCUUGGUGAGAAACAGCUCUGCUUGUAUCUUUGUCUUACAAUAAUUGUUCGUUUAUUUUUUGUUUGUGUAUGCAUUACUGUAUAUUUCCCUGCGUUGCCAUGCUGCACCGGCCUCAAGUGCCUCACGAAGAGUGGGACAAGUCAGAAGACACUGUCUUUUUGUCUCCUUCGACGGCAUUUUGCGAAAUUUCCAAAUAAAUGAAGCGAAAUA
Messenger RNA from Rhipicephalus microplus (southern cattle tick), 1566 nucleotides. RefSeq names its product transmembrane reductase CYB561D2. Lineage: Eukaryota; Metazoa; Arthropoda; Arachnida; Ixodida; Ixodidae. Gene Ontology annotation, molecular function: transmembrane monodehydroascorbate reductase activity. The record is from RefSeq and is a predicted model, not a curated record.